Molecule: messenger RNA, 1038 nt
Organism: Talaromyces rugulosus
Lineage: Eukaryota; Fungi; Ascomycota; Eurotiomycetes; Eurotiales; Trichocomaceae
Exons: 2
Coding region: 1-1038 (345 amino acids)
Cellular component (GO): membrane
Molecular function (GO): transferase activity, transferring alkyl or aryl (other than methyl) groups
Source: RefSeq, a predicted model, not a curated record
AUGGAGGCAAUUGGCUCAACUCCCACUCUGGCGGCGUCUGGCCACACAGAAAAAUCAAAGACCAUGGGAAAAUCACCCUUUACCGAGCAUAAAGGCGCCUUGCUACACAUGUUCUCUUUUCUAAAGACAAUCUAUCUAUUCCCACGUAACGACGUCCCUACCAUGAUUAUUCCGGUCACUUGCCUGGGAACAUGUGCUGCUCUAUCAGUACAAGGCACUCUUACAACCCAUGGGCCGGGCGGGCUCUGGUGGUGGGAGACACUGUGCCGGGUCCCUAAGACAUUCUUAUGGGUCUGGAUGAAUGUCUUACUAUUCUCGAUAUCCAAUCAACGCAGCGAAGAUGCUAUGGUCGAAGAUGCGAUCAAUAAACCCUGGAGGCCUCUACCAGCGGGGCGAAUCAGCCCCUCUCAGGCGCGACGCCUGCUUCUCGCCGGGAUCCCUCUCGUGGUGAGCCUUUGUUACUUGCAUCUUGGGGCCACACAGGAAACAAUUGUUUGCCUACUAUUGACAUGGAUGUAUAAUGACCUUGGGGGCGCCGAUGAGCAUUUCCUGGUACGUAACGGGGUUAAUAGCGCUGCCUACUUUGUGUAUGGCUGUGGGGCGAUGCGCGUCGCCAGCGACUUGUCUCUGAACGAUGCAUUGCAAGCUGGGUUGGUCCAAUGGCUUGGGAUUGUCUCGGCCAUUAUCCUCUCGACCAUGCAUGUGCAAGACCUCAAAGACCAGGAGGGAGACCGGGCACGAGCUCGGAGCACCGCGCCCUUGGCCCUUGGUGAUGUUAUGGCCCGUUGGACGAUCACUGGUGGAGUCUUGGCCUGGUCAAUACUUGCCCCGUUAUAUUGGUUUUCAUCCAUUUCCGUGCCGGCCUCUAGCUGUGGUUAUGGGCUGAUAGCUGCCACCAUUCCCAGCCUUUUCGCAGUCCUCGUCUCUUUCCGAGUCUUGUUAUGGCGUGAUCCCCGUUCAGACACGAUAACUUACAAGUAUUGGAGCAUUUGGCUGAUGUCACUUUUUGCUCUUCCGUUGCUACCACUCGCGAUCUGA